AUGCCUCCACGGAAGCGCAUCAGAGAGGGGGGCGAGGCUGCUGAGCCGGUGGCUAAGCGACGCUCGUCACGACAGGCGGCAGCAUCAAUCAAAAAAGCCGACGAAGAGGAACAAGCUGCAACGGAAGUGAACAAGGCUGCUCGGCCCAAGGUUGCUGAAAGGGAAACCAAGAGCAAGAAUGAGAGCGUCGGCAAGCCAGCAGCUACAACAACAGACGACAAGAAAAAGGCUGCCAAAAAGGCCAACAAGACGGGUGCAAAGAAGAAAGAUGACCAAACGGCAUCAUCAGCUGGUGACAAAGCCAAGGCCGAACGCGCCGCCUCCCAAGACCCCGACAUUGACGCCAUCCCGGCAACGAACCCAGAUGCGCCGCGUCACGACGGCGAGUGGUACUGGCUGAUGAAGGCCGAGCCGGAGACGCGACUUGAGAAUGGCAUCGACGUCAGGUUCUCCAUUGAUGAUUUGCGGGCAAAGGAGAAGCCCGAAGGGUGGGAUGGAAUAAGAGCGUAUGCGGCGCGCAAUCACAUGAGAAACAUGAAUCAGGGCGACAAAGCCUUCUUCUACCACUCCAACUGCAAGGAGCCCGGCAUCGCGGGCAUCAUGGAGAUUGUCAAGGAGUUUUCCGAAGACAGCAAGUUUACCUUGUCUCAAAGCGCUCGUCGUCCAGGAACGCCCUACUACGACCCGCAAUCCUCAAAGGACAAUGUCCGCUGGAGUCUGGUCCACGUCGAGUUCAGAAAGAAGUUUGCCGUGCCCAUCAGCCUCAAGGAGCUGCGCGAGCUGGGCAAGCCGGGCGGUCCGCUGGAGAACAUGCAGAUGCUGAAGCAGGGCCGUUUGAGCGUGAGUAGAGUCAGUGCGGAGGAGUGGAAGGCGCUCUGUGAGAUUGCUGAUAAGAAGGCGGAGGAGGCUGGACUGAAGCACGAGACGACCAAGUUGACGAAAUGA
Messenger RNA from Trichoderma aggressivum f. europaeum, 945 nucleotides. RefSeq lists its product as uncharacterized. Gene Ontology annotation, cellular component: nucleus. NCBI's taxonomy places the organism in Eukaryota, Fungi, Ascomycota, Sordariomycetes, Hypocreales, Hypocreaceae. The coding region runs from base 1 to 945 and encodes 314 amino acids. The record is from RefSeq and is a predicted model, not a curated record. The transcript has 3 exons.